UUUUUUUUUACCUUCAUACAUGCCUGGUACACCAAAGAAAGGGGCACGUAAGCCUCCAACGGCGGUCCUACGAAAGGAAAAACGCCUUUCAGAAAAACAGGAGCUAGAGCAACUGGAACAACGCUGCAAGCAUCCUAUCAUUGGAGCAGACUCUAUGCAACAGUUCGAUGAACUUCCCAUUUCUCAAAAGACACUUUUGGGAUUGAAACGAGCCAACUUUAUCAAAAUGACCGAUAUUCAGCGUAAAGCUCUUCCUCUGGGACUUUGUGGCAAAGACAUCUUGGGAGCCGCAAAGACAGGAAGUGGAAAGACUUUGGCUUUCCUUGUCCCUUUGGUCGAAAUGCUUUAUCGUCAAAAAUGGGGACCCAUGGAUGGAUUAGGAGCCCUCGUCAUCUCACCCACUCGUGAGUUAGCAGUUCAGAUUUUUGAGGUCCUUCGCAAAGUCGGUCGUGAGCACUCUUUCUCUGCAGGAUUGAUUAUCGGAGGCAAAGAUUGGAAGAUUGAACGGGAAUUGAUCUCAAAAAUGAAUAUCCUGGUCUGCACACCAGGUCGUCUUUUACAACAUAUGGAUCAAUCUGCUGGAUUUGAUUGUGAUCACCUGCAACUGUUGGUGCUGGAUGAAGCGGACAGGAUCUUGGAUAUGGGAUUUAAGAAAACCGUGAAUGCCAUUGUGGAGAAUUUACCUCGUCAACGUCAGACAAUGCUUUUCUCUGCGACACAAACUAAAUCCGUCAAGGACUUGGCAAGAUUGAGUUUAAAGGAUCCAGAAUAUGUAGCAGUCCACGAGAAGGCUGAGCAUUCCACACCAAAGAACCUCUCUCAAUACUACAUGGUGGUCCCAUUGGAUAAGAAACUGGAUGUCAUGUUCAACUUUAUCAAAACACACUUGACAGCUAAAGCCAUUGUGUUUUUAUCAAGUUGUAAACAAGUGCGCUUUGUUUUUGAAACGUUCUGUAAAAUGCAUCCAGGUGUUCCACUUCUACAUCUCCAUGGGAAACAAAAGCAACAAAAGAGAGCUGAAACAUACGCCAAAUUUGCAGCUCAAAAGGCCUCCUACUUGUUCUGCACAGAUAUUGCAGCCCGUGGAUUGGACUUUGCCGCAGUCAAUUGGGUUAUUCAGCUAGACUGUCCUGAGGACCCAGAGACAUACAUUCAUCGUGUUGGAAGAACAGCUCGUUAUGAGGCAAGUGGACAAGCCAUGCUGAUGCUCUGCCCUAGCGAAGAGGCUGGAAUGAUCAAAGGACUUGAGCAGGCAAAGGUUCCAAUUCAGGAAGUCAAACUGAAAACAGAUGCCAAGGACGUCAAGAAGGAGCCGAUUCAAAAGCAAUUGCAGCGGCUGUGUUUCAACGAUCCUGAAAUCAAAUAUUUGGGUCAAAAAGCAUUCAUCUCAUAUAUGCGAUCUGUAUACUUACAAAAGGACAAGACUGUCUUCGAUGUCAACGCAUUGCCUGCUGAAGAAUUUGCAGCGUCAUUAGGUCUUCCAGGUGCACCAAAGAUCAAAUUUGUUGCUAAAUCCAAAGCCAAGAAUGCUGUCAGAGGCAGUCAAAAGAAGACGGAUGGUGAAGAUGAAGCAAGUGAUGAGGAUACUGAAGAAGAGGAGGGGGAAGAAGAAGAGAAGAGUAAGGUCAAGACACUGGAUGCGAAAAAGAAGAAGAGCAAAAAGGAACCCGUACCUGAGGAGGAGAGUGUAUCAACAGAGUCAGCAGCCAGUAAGCAACCAAAGUCAAAGAUUGAAAAGAUGUUCAGCCGCAAGAACCAGUCCGUCCUGGCAGAGCAUUAUACCAAACUGGUGGAUCAUGAAAGUGAUACAAAGGGCUCCGGCGCAAGAGGUGUUCAGGAGGAUGAGGACGAAGAUGAAUUUUUGACAAUCAAACGGGUGGAUCAUGAUCUGGAGGGCGACGAAAUCCCCGAAGAUAAACCUCUGCCUAUGUCAAAGAGGCAACAAAAGAUGUCCAAGCUUGAGAGAACUAAGAACCAAGGCAGAGGAAACAAAUUGAUUUUUGAUGAGGAAGGUGGUGCUCAUGAGAUUUAUGAACUUGAGGAUGAGGCAUCAUUCCACGCCAAGGGUAAUGCAUUAGAUCAACAGAAGGCGUUCUUGGAAAAGGAGAAGAAGGUCAUGGAUCAAGCAGAUGCUAUUGAUAAGAGCACUGCAAAGGAGAAGCUGAGAGAAAAGAAACUUCGAAGAAAGCAGCGUGAGCGUGAAGAGAUGAUGGACUACGACUCAGAUGCAGAGGAGAAUGUUGUCACUUUGGGUACACCUGAGGAUUCUGGUGAAGACUAUGAUAUGGGCGACGAUGAUGGUGACAAUAGCGACUACGAAGAAGAUGAAGGCGAGAUGGAAGAGGAACCAGUCAAGAAGCGUGGUUGGUGGCAGGAUAAGGCAGAUGCUGAGGAAGCCAAGAAGAAGAGAAAGGUGGUUGAGGUGGACGAACCUCAGACGUUGGCAGAUCAAGAAGCACUCGCCCUUAAAUUGCUGGGCAUGUAGAAAUGAUCCCCACAAUCUGUCUAUAGAAUUUAUUAUCAUUUUAAUACUAGAGUAACUACAACAGCAUCCUCAUCAUCACUAUCUGCAUUGACAUUAUCAAUUCCUCUACACCCAUCGUAUCGCGACUAUUCUCUUUCUGGCAUAUCACUCUUUAAAUAUAAAAAAUAAAGAAAGCAUUC
Messenger RNA from Lobosporangium transversale, 2664 nucleotides. Its product is annotated as P-loop containing nucleoside triphosphate hydrolase protein. Gene Ontology annotation, cellular component: nucleus. Lineage: Eukaryota; Fungi; Mortierellomycota; Mortierellomycetes; Mortierellales; Mortierellaceae. Gene Ontology annotation, molecular function: ATP binding; RNA helicase activity; nucleic acid binding. The record is from RefSeq and is a predicted model, not a curated record. Bases 20 to 2485 code for a protein of 821 amino acids. Gene Ontology annotation, biological process: rRNA processing. The transcript is spliced from 5 exons.